GAUAUCUACCGCGCCAACGGUUAGCAUUAGAUGUUACAGCGGCACCUAUACGGACUGCGGAGUACUGUAUAGCCAUGGCUGCGGUUUCUAUAGGUGGGUUUGGACUGAGCAGUGGAGUUCAUCUCCCAAAUCUCAAUAACCUAUCCAUCAGAAACCCCAAACCCAGAUUAAAACCUCUCAAUUUCACAUUCAGAUCAAGAAAUCUCGUGGUUUUCGCUGUCGGAGGGGAAAGCUUCAGCUUCUUACACGACGUUUUUCUGGGUGUUGGGGUGGGACUUCCUUGCACUGUUAUGGAGUGUGGGGAUGUAAUAUACAGGAGCACUCUUCCCAAACCCAAUGGGCUAACAAUAACUGUUCCUGGGGUGAUUUUAGCAUUGGGUACCCUUUCUUACCUCUGGGCAACACCUGGUGUGGCCCCUGGGUUUUUUGACAUGUUUGUUCUUGCGUUCGUCGAAAGACUGUUUAGGCCUAGUUUUAAGAAGGAUGAUUUGGUCUUGGGUAAGAAGCUGGGAGAGGGAUCUUUCGGUUCCGUUUAUAGAGUUUCCUUAGCAAGAAAGGGAUCAUCAAGGUUGAAGGACAGUGAUUUAGUUUUGAAAAAGGCAACUGAAUAUGGAGCAGUAGAGAUAUGGAUGAAUGAACGUGUCCGAAGGGCAUGUGCAAACAGUUGUGCUGAUUUCGUAUAUGGGUUCCGUGAGAGCUCUUCAAGAAAAGGGGCAGAGUAUUGGCUUUUAUGGCGCUUUGAAGGGGAAGCCACUCUCGCUGAUUUGAUGCAGAGUAAAGAUUUCCCAUAUAAUGUUGAAGCAAAGAUUCUUGGAAAUAAUAGGAACAUUCCUAAGGGACUGGAAAGGGAAAAUCGGAUCAUUCAAACAAUAAUGAGACAACUGUUAUUUGCAUUAGAUGGUCUUCACUCUACCGGCAUUGUACAUCGAGAUAUUAAGCCUCAAAAUAUUAUUUUCUCCGAAGGAUCCCGCACGUUCAAAAUUAUUGAUCUUGGAGCUGCAGCAGAUCUAAGAGUGGGCAUUAACUAUAUCCCAAAAGAGUUUCUUUUAGAUCCAAGAUAUGCUGCACCUGAACAGUGCAUCAUGAGCACGCAAACCCCGUCUGCACCCUCUGUUCCUGUAGCAGCUGCACUCUCUCCGGUUCUGUGGCAGUUGAAUCUACCUGAUAGAUUUGACAUCUACAGUGCCGGUCUCAUAUUCCUACAAAUGGCAUUUCCAGGGCUACGGAGCGACAGUGGUCUCAUACAGUUCAACCGCCAGCUUAAGAGAUGUGAGAAUGAUUUAGUGUCAUGGAGAAGGACAGCAGAGCCUCGUGCGGGCCCAGAACUGCGGAAGGGAUUUGAGUUGUUAGACGUUGAUGGUGGGAUAGGAUGGGAGUUAUUAACAUCAAUGGUUCGCUAUAAACCGCGCCAAAGAAUCAGCGCAAAGGCUGCCCUGGCCCAUCCUUAUUUUGACAGGGAAGGCCUUCUGGCAUUGUCCUUCAUUCAGAACAUAAAGCUCCAGUUCUUUAGACUCACACAGCAGGAUUACAGCGAAGCUGCCAAGUGGGCUAUUCAACUAAUGGCAAAGUCUGGAACCCAACAAUUCGGAGGCUUUACCGAAGCUCAACUGCAGGAGCUCAGGGAAACAGUGCCUGAGAUGAAGUCGAGUGCACAAAGAAAUGUGCUUGCAUCGCCACUUCGGCCUCAGAAAAAGAUCGUUGGGACAAGUAGUGCAAGUAGUGGUGACACCAAACAGAGAAGGAAACAGUCAUGGUGGAACAAAUGGAUUCCAAGCCAGGAACGAAAUCCAUAAAAUACAUCGAGAGUUGUUCUCACUUUUCUUGUUCAUUGUAAACAACUUAGUGAAGUUGUGGUGGGAAAAAGAUGGCUUGAAUUUGUAAAUACCCAAAUUCUAAUGUGUAAAUGUGGGGCAUUAUAUAGUAUGAACCAGUGCAGUGACAUUGGAUGUUGUUAGCCCCUUGCUCGUAGGACACGGGUCCUAUUUUGGAACCGUGACCAGCUUGUUUUGACCUCCCUUGUCACUUCCAAAUGGUCUCCGAAGUCUGGGAUGGGUAACAAGCCAUAUUUGUUUGUUUAACUCUGCUUCUAUGCCGUCUUAACGUCCAUGU
This is a messenger RNA of Cuscuta campestris, 2109 nucleotides long. Lineage: Eukaryota; Viridiplantae; Streptophyta; Magnoliopsida; Solanales; Convolvulaceae. The record is from the annotation of a GenBank genome assembly.